Messenger RNA from Funneliformis caledonium, 627 nucleotides. The record is from the annotation of a GenBank genome assembly. NCBI's taxonomy places the organism in Eukaryota, Fungi, Glomeromycota, Glomeromycetes, Glomerales, Glomeraceae.
AUGGCGAAUAUCGUUCAACCUCUUUGUGUACCCUCUUCAUAUAAAGAUCAACAAUAUCAGGGUUCUUCGACAGACCUUGCAAAAGAUCUUUCAAAUAGUACCACGUUAUAUGUUGGAAAUCUUUCUUUUUAUACUACGGAAGAACAAAUUUAUGAAUUAUUCUCAAAAGCAGGAGAAAUAAAAAGAAUUAUUAUGGGAUUAGAUAAAUAUCAAAAGACCCCUUGCGGGUUUUGUUUCGUCGAGUAUUACCAUCAUCAAGAUGCAUUGGAUUGUAUGAAAUAUAUUAACAGUACAAAAUUAGAUGAAAGAAUUAUUAGAACAGAUUUAGAUCCAGGAUAUCGAGAUGGUAGACAAUUUGGCAGAGGUAGAUCAGGAGGGCAAGUACGUGAUGAGUAUCGUCAAGAUUAUGAUACAGGACGUGGAGGUUGGGGUCACGUUCGUGCUAGACAAGAAGCUGAACGUGCUAGAAGACAGAAAGAAGAAUAUGAAGCCAUCACUAUUAUUCCAAGCGGUGCUCAAGAAUAUAAAGGAAAAUCUUCGGGUUCCAAAAAGCGAGAUAGGACAGAAGAUGAUGAUCGUGAAAAUCGGGAAAAAGCUAUUAAAGUAUGUAUUGUUUGUAUUAGAUGA